GAAAACAACCAGAUCGAACAAGAAGGGCUCGCUCAUCUCCUAUUUGAUUGGUAGUUCCAGAUUUCCUGAGCAUCGUAUCCCGCCCCUCAGGACCUACACCGGUUGUAGAUGCCCACAAAAUAACCCAACAUAACGUUUUUAGCUAGAUCAUAAAAGCGUCAGCACAAGGUGCGUCUCUGGCGAAGGAAUGGCUGUAACGACAGAUCAUAUUCGUGACAAACUUAUCAAGGAGAUUGGAGCGGUGCACGUGGAGGUUGAAGACACAUCCCCUAACAGAUGUGCUGCCAGCUUCAAAGUUCUGAUCGUGUCGCCUCAGUUUGAGGGGAAACCACUAUUGGCGAGACAUAGGCUGGUGAACACCUGUUUGGCUGAAGAGCUGAAAGAGAUCCACGCUUUUGAACAGAAGACGCUGACACCAGAACAGUGGGAGAAACAGAAAGCUCAGUGACGAAGACACACACACACACACACACACACUGUACACCCUGUAAUUUGUAAAUAAAAAAUAUAACCCCAAUUCUGGCCUCCAAACCUGAAAUGUACCUUGUUCAGUUAUGCGGGGUGGAAUGAAACGUUAAGCUUGAUUAAAACGAAACAAUCCUGGUCAGACCUCCUUCAAAGUUCAACGCACACACUGACAUAUGCUGCUAACGUUCUGGUUGUCGUGGUGGCAGGAUGGGCCUGACUUUUGCUAUGACCUAAUUGUCGUCAAUGACGUGACAACGCAGAAGAGACCGACGAAACCGUAGCAUGAAAUGUCAAAGGUUGCAAUCGGAGUAGGUGGCAGAGAAGGGUUAGCUAGCAAUGCAGUUGACUACCUUGAAUACCAGGGUAGAACAUAUUCACUACAUCCUGGCAUCACCCCGGUCUUCCAUUGCCUCCCGGUCUCCUAACACAUUGCCUAAAUGUCCUGAUUUUAAAGCCCUCCACUACUUGGCCCCACCCUACCUUCCUCAUCUCUACCAAGCCACACUGACUACAUGCGGACUGCAGCAGGUCACCUUACCAUCUCGGCUCCGGCUCUUUCUCCAGGGUUGCACCUGGGAUCUGGAACUCCGGAUCUCCAGCCAUCCAUGACUCUGAGUCAGUCAGCAUCUUUCAGGGUGGCUUUGAAGUCCAUCUCUUCCAAAAGGCCAACACUUAGCCCCGCUCUUUGCCUUUUUCUGUUUAAUGUUUCCUCAUCUUGUGCUGCUGUGCUAAGUUAGUUUUUUGACUCCUGUUUUUCGUAUCAUUGCUCUAUUGGAAGGUGACUGGGUUCUUGAGAAGCACUGUAAGUCCUGUGUACUGUAUUGUUAUAUUGUCAAGAUUUCUGAAAAUUGCCAAAAAUGUAACUGUACUUUAAUGAAUUGUAACUAACAUUGGAGGCUGUUCAGUUUGGAAAGGAUAAUAAAAAAUUAUUUAGAGGUGAGAUUAACAUGCGUGGGCACCUAGUAAUGUGGAUGGGCACAUUUUCAACAUUGAUCAAUAUGACUUAUCUGUUGAACGAAGCACUCUGGACUUGGAGAUAGAUAGUGUUGAUGUGCACUAUUGUGUACUGAAGAUGAACAUGAAGGUAGGCAUCUUUCUCCCUAAACCACCCAAACUGGAUAUUUUACAGAAAGGUGGAAAAUUAUGAAGAUCUUACAGCUGUGGUUGGUUAUACAUUUGUCUUAAUAUUAAAGCGUCUUUAAUACCUUA
This is a messenger RNA of Esox lucius (northern pike), 1677 nucleotides long. RefSeq names its product BolA family transcriptional regulator. Gene Ontology annotation, biological process: intracellular iron ion homeostasis. The coding region runs from base 188 to 448 and encodes 86 amino acids. Lineage: Eukaryota; Metazoa; Chordata; Actinopteri; Esociformes; Esocidae. Gene Ontology annotation, cellular component: nucleus; cytosol. Gene Ontology annotation, molecular function: 2 iron, 2 sulfur cluster binding. The record is from RefSeq and is a predicted model, not a curated record. The transcript is spliced from 3 exons.